Messenger RNA from Rhagoletis zephyria (snowberry fruit fly), 399 nucleotides. RefSeq names its product adenylate kinase-like. The record is from RefSeq and is a predicted model, not a curated record. NCBI's taxonomy places the organism in Eukaryota, Metazoa, Arthropoda, Insecta, Diptera, Tephritidae.
AUGGUCGUAGCUGAGAUCAUAAAAAGGCGCUUGGCACAAAUGGAUGCCUUGCGUCAGGGUUGGGUAUUGAUCAAUUAUCCCCAUAAUGUUGAGGAAUUCACAGAAAUGUUUGAAAAAUUCAAAAUUCCACCCAAUAAACUUGUGUACUUGCAGUGUCCCGAAUUAAUGGCACUGCGACGCUUAGUGACAAAGCCAGAUCUGGGAUGCCCACAAAAUACAUGCAAAUAUAUAGAACAUGAGAUGAGAUAUUUCUCGCGCAAUGAAGCUACGGUAAAUGAAUAUCUUGCACGUCGCCACGAGACAAUCUACAUAGAUGCGACACGUUGCUUCGAAGCGGUGAGUACAAAUUUAUGGAGGCAAAUGGAACGCUUGCCAUAUGUGAUGGGUUAUAAAAGUUAA